This is a messenger RNA of Cimex lectularius (bed bug), 1878 nucleotides long. RefSeq names its product U3 small nucleolar ribonucleoprotein protein MPP10. Gene Ontology annotation, cellular component: small-subunit processome; Mpp10 complex; nucleus. The coding region runs from base 180 to 1781 and encodes 533 amino acids. The record is from RefSeq and is a predicted model, not a curated record. Lineage: Eukaryota; Metazoa; Arthropoda; Insecta; Hemiptera; Cimicidae. Gene Ontology annotation, biological process: rRNA processing. The transcript is spliced from 8 exons.
AAGCCAUUGGCUGUUAUAUACCUGUCAGGUUCGGCCGCAUGUCUUGCUAUGGAGUAUGCAUGAUCCUCAAACCUUCCUUUCAUUCAAAUUUAACUCAAAUUUUAUUUAUUUAUUUAAAUUCACGAUGAGUCAAAAAUAAAAUUAGAAUAAGGUGUAAAAUUGUGGGCGAAAAAGGCGAGAUGGAAGUUAUCAAAAACGUCCAAGAUAUUCUGGACCUGCCUGAAAACUACCCACUGGACUUCCUCAGAGGGGAAAAGAGCCAGGAAGCGAGGAUAAAGAGUGUAAUUGAGUCGUUGUACAAUGAAUUGAUCCAAGGGAGCGAUGAAUAUGACAAACUCCUUGUUGAAGGAUUCAUGAACGAGCAGAUAUGGCAGCAGUUGGACCGUGUCAAUGUCGAGAUGGAUGGACUUGUCCCGACUCUUGCCAGGUGCGUUUUGCACAAGGGCCGGCUUAGGUACCCGGUCGAGACAGUUGAUCCAACAAGGCAGGAAAACAAAGAUGUGCUGGAAGACAAUGAUGAGGUGGAAGACGUGGAAGAGCAGGAACACAAGCCAGUGCGGAAGAAGGUCACAUUUCAAAAUGAAGAGCCAGCUGAAGAGAAAAAAGAUAGGUUUUUCAGCCUGAGUGACAUGGAAAAAUUUGUUGAAAUGGAAGAGAAUGGCGAGGAUAAUGAUGACGAUGAUGAGGUCGACAUGUUCCAAGACAUACCUUCUGACGAAUCAGACACCGAGCAGGCCAAAUACGAUGACUUCUUCGGAAGCCCCAAAGAGGAUUCGAAUCAGGAUGAUGGGUACGAGGAGUCGAGUGGAAGUGAAGGCGAGCCAUCAGAGCCAGAUGACGAGCCCGAAAGCUUGACGCCGAAGUUCCAGUCGAGCUUCGAGCGGCGCCAGGAGAACCUGGACAGGCGAAUACGCAAGCUCGAGGAUGCAGCCCUGUCAGAAAAGCCUUGGGUCCUAAAAGGCGAGGUAGACUCGUCAAGCCGUCCUGUUAAUUCUUUACUCGAGGAGGUUGUAGAGUUCGACAUGACACAACGGCCUGCUCCUGUCAUUACCGAGGAGGUGACAAUGAAGCUUGAAGAUAUCAUAAUUAAGAGGAUUCGUGACGAGACGUACGACGACGUUGAGAGGAAGGUUAAGCCUAUUAAGACACCCAACGAUUUGAAGAAAAAGAUCGUCCUUGAUCAGGAAAAGAGCAAACUGUCCUUGGCGCAGAUAUAUGAAAAUGAGUUUCUCAAGCAGAAGACGAAGGAAACGAAUGAUGUCAAGACUGAGGAAGAGCUGUCUGAGGAAAAGAAAAAGAUCGCAGCACAUAUGAAGAAACUCUUUUAUCAGCUCGACACACUCUCGAAUCUACACUACACGCCCAAAUUGGGAAACACAGAAUUAAAAAUAAUAACGAACACACCCGCCAUCAACAUGGAGGAGGUAGCACCGAUCGGGAUGGCAGACGCCAACAGCCUUGCGCCAGAUGAAGUAGCAGGGAAGUUCAAGAGGGACUUGAUCGGCAAGGAGGAGAAGACAAAGACGGACAAGAAGAGGGAAAAGAGGAAGAAGAAGGCACUCCAGGCUAAGAAGGCCAAGUGGAACCGGGAGAAGUCUGGGAACGGUAUCAAGCUCACGAAGGCCAACACCUUGGAGAAAGACGAGUCGGGCAAGACUGUUAAAUCGUCGACAGCGUUCUUCAACAGACUACAGGACGAAGUGGAAAAGCAAAUAAGGAAGAAGAGGCAGCCCGAGAAAGUAGACAAGCCCAAGUUCGACACCAAAAGGCUCAAGCUUUAAAUGGAGUGCACCUGGCGGGAAUUUGUGUAUUAUUCUACACUAUAUAUUUUAAUUUUUGUUUAUUGUUUAAUAUUGUAAAUAAAUUGUUUUAUUCCAG